AUACGCUGUUGUCAUGAAGCUUAAGUCCCUGUACCGAGGAGCCCUCUAGCCUUACAGUUUACGCAAAACUCACAGCUGAUUUGUGGUGGAUUGCUAACUCAGAAGUCAGAACGUAGCCUUCAAGGCUGGCGCCUUACCAGAUUUGAUUACUUAUUACUUUUUUUUUAUUUCAACAGGCUUUUUUGCUUGUUAAACAGAAAAACGUAAGUUGUUUUUAUAGAAAGCGGGCCUGAAAGCCUCGAUCAUGGACUACUCGUGUUCGAAAUCCCUAGCGCUCGAGUCAUUGUAUUUUGAUAUCCCAAAGCUACUGGCUGGCCAAGUCCGUUAUGUUUUAAAGAAGAGAUCGUCAAGCUCCCCGGACAGUGCUGAUCAGAAUCCAGUCCUGCUGCUGCCUGGAGCACUUGACACGUUGGAAAUGGCCUUCACGAAACAGUUGACAUCUUUUGAUCCAGCUUUGACGCUGGUGGCUUGGGAUCCACCAGGAUAUGGGUUAUCUGCGAACGUUGCAAAAAUCUGGGAUGAUCAAAUGUUUUUGAGAGACGCUGAAAUUGCCGCCGAUUUGAUGAAGUACCUUGGUUUUACCAAAUUUUCGGUAAUAGGAUGGAGUGAUGGAGCUAUGACGGCGCUGAUCAUGGCUGCGAAGCACUCGGAAGUGGUACAGCGUGUGGUUGCAAUUGCCGGUAAUGCACUCUUGCAUUCUUUGGACAUCGAUAUUUAUGAAGGUUGCAGAGAAAUCGACAAGUGGGACCCAUCCGCAAAGGAACCUUUGUAUGUUGUUUAUGGGAAGGAUAAGGCGAAUCAACUUUGGAAUUCAUGGUGCGAUACGAUGAAAAAUAUCUACAGUCAAAAAGGUGGCGACAUUUGUGGGUCAGUUUUGGCUGAAGUUGAUGCACCGACCCUUGUUAUACAUGGAAAGCAGGAUCCUGUUGUUCCUGUAGAUCACGCGCAUUAUCUUGCCAAAAAUUUAAAACACGCCUGUACAUCUUUGCCCAUGCAGAACAUGAUCCGCAUGUCAGCCAUUCUGAACACUGCAACACUAUUAUGGCAAGCUUUUUGAAACUACGAUGAGAAAAAGAGAUUCACAGAUUGGUUAGGAAAUUCAGCGGCCCUAUUUCCAUGUUGCGAGGUUUGGGGAAUAUGUCGACCAUAUUGUGGGACUGAGGUGUCUGCCACUGGGAGGGAGGAUGCAACGGCAUCAUGCUGUUUGGUAACGUGGACAGCGAGGAAUGUAGCAGUGACCGAACCGCUACGUCGUUACUUUGUGUCCCGCCGUUGCCGAAGAAUAUGUUGUUGAUUUUACUGGUUGUUCCAUUGAAAUCUUUCCGACCUGCUGGUAUAUGUUAUUUUUAUUGAAAUUCGUUGUAAUUGGUAUUUGAGGAAUGUUUACCUGGGCAUGUUUCUGUGGAGGGACGCAUUAAACCGGCAGAGUUGAUGCCAAGUCUCGUAAGCCUAAAGUUGCAUUCAUUUGUCCAGAUGUUUAAUGUAGUUUUACAGGGCUGUAUUUAAUUUCCAAAACAUCGCAUACCAUGUUUUUAUUCGCUGUAAUCGAUCAGGGCUGAGCUCCGGAGUCCGACUGAGUACCCAGAGCGACUGAGCAUUCAUGAAGGAAGCUCCAAAAAUAUCCAUGGA
Molecule: messenger RNA, 1629 nt
Organism: Paramacrobiotus metropolitanus
Lineage: Eukaryota; Metazoa; Tardigrada; Eutardigrada; Parachela; Macrobiotidae
Product: valacyclovir hydrolase-like
Exons: 6
Coding region: 245-1057 (270 amino acids)
Source: RefSeq, a predicted model, not a curated record